Molecule: messenger RNA, 834 nt
Organism: Rhizoctonia solani
Lineage: Eukaryota; Fungi; Basidiomycota; Agaricomycetes; Cantharellales; Ceratobasidiaceae
Product: ER membrane protein complex subunit 3
Exons: 7
Coding region: 1-834 (277 amino acids)
Biological process (GO): protein folding in endoplasmic reticulum
Cellular component (GO): EMC complex; membrane
Source: RefSeq, a predicted model, not a curated record
AUGCCAGCUGCUCCGCUAUUGCUCGACCCACAGAUACGGGAUUGGGUACUAUUCCCCAUCACGCUUGUGAUGAUUUUGGUCGGUGUCUUGAGACACUAUGUGACCCAAUUGCUCGUCUCGGCACCCAAACGCCAAACACUCCUUGCUGUCCGCGAGCAACGCGCUGCUUUGCGCUCACAAAUUCUACGCGCUACGUCAAUGCAUUCACCUCUUCCUCCGACAACAUACAAGUCCAUUUCCCAGCAUUUGUCUCGGGCAUUCAAAGAUGGCACAUUCCUGAAAGAUGGUCCCCCAAAGGCAGAUGACACUCCUGCGUUGCCCCCAAACCCGCUCACAGACCCGACACAAAUGGAAGGCAUGAUGGACGGAAUGAAGCAGCAAUUCGUUAUGAUGGUCCCCCAGAUGGUCAUCAUGGGAUGGAUCAACUUUUUCUUCCAAGGCUUUGUCCUCAUCAAAUUGCCAUUCCCACUCACACUUGGGUUCAAGUCCAUGAUGCAACGUGGGAUUGACACGCAGGAAAUGGACGCUCGAUGGGUCUCGUCUCUCUCGUGGUAUUUCCUCAACCUUUUCGGUCUUAACGGCUUGUUCAGGCUCUUGCUUGGUAACGAUAACGCCGCCGACUCGAGUCGCGACAUGACCUCCUCGCCCUUUGCCAAUGCCGCCGCAGCCCAAUCCAAACCAGCCGGACCCCAAGAUUUCACCAAAAUCUUCGCCGCCGAAAAGGACAACCUCGAGCUCGCCGAGGGCUUGUACGUUUGGUCGGGAGAACACGUCGAGGAACGACUGUUGCAGCGAUGGGGCAAGUUGCCGAAAUCCAAAACCAAAAUCGCAUGA